UUUUUUUUUUACACUGAUUGCUUUUACACCCAUAAAAGAUGUAAAAGCAAUGAUUUCUCCUUCUCUCUAGCUGCAUUCUUGCAGCUAUUGAGAACUACUGUGUGAGCUGUGAUUGGUCACAGCUUGUCACAUGGUACAAGGCUGUUGUGAAUAGCCUUGUACCAUAUUUCACACGUAGUAAGCAAUGAUGUCAAUCAGUGAUCACAUGAUCGGGACCUCGCACAGAGGUCCCGUCCGAUGAUUGGUGUUCCACUGUGUCCGGAAGACACAGCGGGCACCGGAUCGUGGUGCUGUGCAAUCCCAAGGGAGAGCGCACAAGCAGGGUGCAGGGAGGCCGUUUAUAAACGGCCACCCAACCCUGCACUGCCACCGUCCGGCUGUUUAUAUACAUGGCCUGGACGGGAAGUGGUU
Staurois parvus is the source of this 411-nucleotide messenger RNA. The record is from the annotation of a GenBank genome assembly. NCBI's taxonomy places the organism in Eukaryota, Metazoa, Chordata, Amphibia, Anura, Ranidae.